Gloeophyllum trabeum ATCC 11539 is the source of this 1466-nucleotide messenger RNA. Its product is annotated as asparaginyl-tRNA synthetase. Gene Ontology annotation, biological process: asparaginyl-tRNA aminoacylation. The coding region runs from base 1 to 1407 and encodes 468 amino acids. Gene Ontology annotation, molecular function: nucleic acid binding; ATP binding; asparagine-tRNA ligase activity. Gene Ontology annotation, cellular component: mitochondrion. The transcript has 4 exons. NCBI's taxonomy places the organism in Eukaryota, Fungi, Basidiomycota, Agaricomycetes, Gloeophyllales, Gloeophyllaceae. The record is from RefSeq and is a predicted model, not a curated record.
AUGUUUCUUCGACGGUUCGCCUCAACCUCUUGCUUGCCGCCCACGAUCUACGACCUCCUGCGGUCCAGUACACAUACGCCUUCAUCCGUACGCGUCAAUGGCUGGGUGAAGUCCAUACGCCGGCAGAAAAAUGUCUCGUUCGCAGUCAUAACUGAUGGCAGCUCUGCCCGUGGCUUGCAAGCUGUCUUCCGGAGCGGUGAAUUGGCGAAGAGGUUAACUAAUGGGGCUUGCGUCAGUCUCACAGGACAACUAUGUGAUAGCCCAGGCAAAGGACAGUCGAAGGAACUACAGGUCGAUGAAGGGGAGGUCAUAGGAGAAUGCGAUCCCGAGAUAUAUCCCAUCCAAAAGCAAGCGUUGUCCGUAGAGUACCUACGGGAUAACUGUCAUCUUCGAGCGCGUACGGACUCCAUAGCUGCCAUGCUUAGAUUACGCGACACGUCCAAGACAGCCAUCCACGACUUCUUUAAGAGGGAGGGCUUCCACUCCGUUCAUACACCCAUCUUGACUUCGAACGACUGUGAAGGCGCAGGGGAGGCCUUCCGAAUAGCUCAAGUCCCUUCCAUCCACCCGGCAUCUGCUGGGGAGCCUUCGCGGACCGAAGAGUUCUUCUCGAAGCCCUCUUAUCUGACCGUGUCCUCGCAGUUGCACCUCGAAGCUUUGGCCACCGCGAUAUCCCGUGUCUACACGCUCUCGCCUUGCUUCCGCGCCGAGCCUUCCCAGACAGCGCGGCAUUUGGCUGAGUUCUGGAUGUUGGAAGCGGAGUGGGCAUUCACCCAGUCCGUCGACGACGUGUGCCGGGUUGUGGAGGCUGCUAUGAAGGCCGUCGUGAAUACAGCUUUGGCUAGUCAAGAUAUGGAGGUCUUCGCUAAAGACUCUGAGCUGUCUCGUAUCGAAGCACUGAGGUCUGCGGCGGACGCCAGUCGAGCUUGGCCACGGAUCUCCUACGCAACUGCUGUCCAGGAACUAGCUAAAUCAGGACAAGGCUUCCAGUAUAAACCUGCUUGGGGAAAACCACUCCAAAGCGAACACGAGAAAUGGCUAGCAGAGACACUUGUCGGGGGACCCGUGUUCGUCACUGACUACCCAAUAGAGCUCAAGCCGUUCUACAUGCGGCUCAACGACGACGGAAAGACCGUGGCGUGCUUCGACCUGCUGGUUCCGCACGUCGGGGAACUGGUAGGCGGUUCGUUGCGCGAGGAACGUCUGGACCUUCUGAAGCGGGCCCUGGCGUACCACAAGCUCGAUGCUGAAGCCUACCGCUGGUAUUUGGAGUUGCGUAAAUUCGGAGGAGCGCCGCAUGGGGGCUUUGGGAUGGGCUUCGAGCGGCUUAUCAGUUGGAUCAGCGGGAUAGAAAAUGUACGGGAGUGUAUUCCUAUGCCUCGAUGGGCUGGGAGGAUGCUCCUGUAAGAGCGGUGGUGCCUGUGUAGAUACUUUUAGGCAUCAAAUACUAGACAUACUGAUUGUUA